GCUUGACUAAGCGGAAAAACCACGGACGCUCUCCCUUGCGACGUGAAUUCCUAUUGCAGACCAAACGAGCAACCACCCUCAUUGAUAACGCGCAGCAACAUUAUUUUGCAUCACUGAUACAUAACUAUUGUUGAGAAUUCAAAAAACUUCCGAACACCCGCCUCUACAAAAUUCCAAGCAAGCCGAUCAUGGCUGAGUACGCGGCACUAAAGGUGGCGGAUCUGAAAAAGCUUCUCACCGAGCGCAAACUCUCCACGGCGGGCAACAAACCCGAUUUGAUCGCGCGUCUUGAGGAGGACGACAAGAAGCCGGCCGGCGAUUCUGCGGUGCCAGCAUCGAAACCGGAAGCCGAAGACGAGAUCGACUACGAUGACGAUGACAUUGUUCCUGCCGCAUCUACCAUCAAGCCCACCGAAGCCAAGGUAGACACCGCCGCCGCGCCAGACGCGCCCCCUGCCGCGACUGCGUCCUCCGCCGACGCGCCAGCGCCCACCUCGACGGCCCAAGCCGCCGCCGCCAACCCCUCGGGCGAGGCCGCCAACCCAUCGGCCGCCGAAACGGCGGCGACGACGACCGAGCCGCCCUUCUCGCAGCACCUCGCGGCCACCGACCCAGACGACGAGGCGACCAAGCGCGCGGCGCGGGCCAAGCGCUUCGGCGUCACCGCCACCGCCACCGCCGACGCCGACGCCACCGAGGAGGCCAGGCUGGCGGCGCGCGCCGCCCGCUUCGGCCUCGACCGGUCCGCCCUCGCCACGAGCCUCGACAGCGCCCUGCCCGACCGCCCGCUGAACCGGAAGCGCGGCCGCGGCGGGGACGGCGCAGCGGCGGCGGAGGGGGGCAGCCAGGAUGGCGGGGUGAAGAGGAGGCACGGCGCCGCCGCCGCCGAGGCGGACGGGCGGAAUAACAGGCGACGCGGCGCGAGGGGCCAGCGGGCCGGGGGGUUCAGGGGCGGUGAUGGCGGCGGCGGCGGCGGGAACAGGGCGGCCUCGGCCAGGACGCAGGCGCCGAGGAUGAGCCGCGUCGUCGAUGAUCCCACGGAGAGGGCGAAGGCCGAGGCCAGGGCCAAGCGCUUCGCUAGCGCCGCCUAGGUGGCUGCCUUUUGCGUUUUUGAUUUCGCCUUUCGAGCCGUUUAUUGCUCUACCCAGAACUGCUACCGGGAGGGUUUCGUUGUCUGAUCUCCGUCCUAUCUGCAGGGGAGCGGGGAUCUUGG
This is a messenger RNA of Phialemonium atrogriseum, 1213 nucleotides long. RefSeq lists its product as uncharacterized. Gene Ontology annotation, biological process: poly(A)+ mRNA export from nucleus. The record is from RefSeq and is a predicted model, not a curated record. The transcript is spliced from 2 exons. Gene Ontology annotation, cellular component: nucleus. Bases 189 to 1091 code for a protein of 300 amino acids. Lineage: Eukaryota; Fungi; Ascomycota; Sordariomycetes; Cephalothecales; Cephalothecaceae.